AUGGCGGCGCGGCAUGCGGACAGCGCGGGCGGCGCGGCGCGCUGGCUGGCGGGCGGCGCGGCGCGCUGGCUGGCGAGCGGCGCGGCGCGCUGGCUGCGUGGGCAGGCGGCGUGGGUUGCGCUGUGGCGGUGGCGCGCUGGCCUGUGCGCGCGGCGAGGCGCGCUGGCUAGUGCGCGCUGGCGAGCUGCGCGCUGUCAUGACGCGCUGGCGGGCGCGCUGGCUGACGCGCUGGCGGGCGCGCUGGCGGGGGCGACGCUGGCGUGCGCGCUGGCAGGCCUGCUGGCUAGGGCACUGGCGGGCCUGAUGGCUAGGGCGCUGGCGGGGCCUGCUGGCUAG
This is a messenger RNA of Closterium sp. Naga37s-1, 336 nucleotides long. NCBI's taxonomy places the organism in Eukaryota, Viridiplantae, Streptophyta, Zygnematophyceae, Desmidiales, Closteriaceae. The record is from the annotation of a GenBank genome assembly.